Messenger RNA from Musa acuminata AAA Group (dessert banana), 357 nucleotides. RefSeq lists its product as uncharacterized. The transcript has a single exon. The coding region runs from base 1 to 357 and encodes 118 amino acids. Lineage: Eukaryota; Viridiplantae; Streptophyta; Magnoliopsida; Zingiberales; Musaceae. The record is from RefSeq and is a predicted model, not a curated record.
AUGAGCUCAGCGCUCACCGGGUUCACCGGCGAGUCAAUUUCACCGUUGGGCGCAAUCACCCUGCCCUUAACCCUCGGGGAAGUGCCGAGGACAAAGACGGUAAUGGCAACCUUCUUGGUAGUCGACCUCCCUACCGCUUACAAUGCGAUUCUGGGAUGCCCCACCCUCAAUAAGUUCAGAGUGGUUAUCUCCACCUACCACCGAACCAUGAAGUUCCCAACCUAUGCGGGGGUCAGGGAAGUUAGCGGGAGCCCCCGCGAAUCAAGGCGGUGCUACCUGACUGCGGUCUCUCUGCACAAGGGGAGGAGAGAUGGACCGCCCCUUGAAGACCCCCGAGAAGCAAAAAGGUCAUCCUAG